UUGGACAUCGGCGGCUUUGUCUGCACGUGAGUCUCUUCACAUGGUCACAUGGAAAAAAGGCAAAACACCGUUUAUGGAUAUGGGUGUUAUUUCACGUCCUGCUGCUUGUUCAGCUCAGCCAUAGGAGGGACGUCCUCCGUUGCAUUCCAGCACCUGCAGAAGCGUCCGUUAAUUUCAGCACUUUGAGACCCCCCCCCCCCCUCGCCGUCGUCUGUUGCCUCCGCCGUCAGACGCGAAACUCCAUCGGCUACUUCUCCCCGGCGAUGGCAUCACGCGCCGCCGUCACGGCGCGUCCGUCCGUUAUUACCGGCGUGUCAUCCGGGAGCAGCGGCUCGUCAAUUGGCGGAACGGCACGCGGACGCGGAGCGAGCGGAGACGGGAGCGAGAGGAGCUGGUAGGCGGAUCGCCUCCCGGGACAGACCGCCGCGCAGUGUGAAAGUGUAACUGCGGGAGGAGGAGGAGGAGGAGGGGGGGACGGAGCGGAUCAUCGCGGCGGAUCACAUGGCCUUUUAAACGGAGGAUGGAGACGGACACGAGCGAUCCCAGCCCGCGUUUCAGCACGAGGUUCAUCGCUCUUUUGUUCGCCUGACGACCGCUGCGGUCCGGCGCCUGGAUCCUCCGGCGGGCAGCGCGCACCGGUGCCCGGCGUCCGGCGUCCCCGCACGCGGGGAGGAGAGAGGUCAAGACAAAGUCACUUCUGUGGCUGAAGAGGGGGGGGGGGGCGCGGCUGAAUCCGCGGGCUGCUGUCUCUCCUCACCUGUAUUAUUACCUUUCUUACCUGUGGAAGACCGGGGACCUUGACACGGAUAAUCGCCCACCGGAAAAAGAAAAAAAAAAAAACACGAGAGGAUUAAUUUGACUACAGCCGAGCGCAGAUGCGGCGCCAAGAGCCGGGGAUGUGUGAAAUGUGAUGUUGGGGAAGGAGGCUGAAUGGGGGAGAAAAGCGCAUCUACGGGGGAGACCGGCUGAGUAGCCCAAAGCCACCCGUGCCCGCUUCCACGGAGCCAGAGUCGCUUCCUCACUUUCUCCACCGACUGCUUUUGCGCCGCUCUUCAACUACACGACGAAUCCCGGCGAUCCGGACCCUCGGAGGUUCGCUGUUUGCUUCCACAAUGACCGAUUAGCGGAGUCUUGGGGGAACGGAGCUCAUGGAGACCAAAUGAGUGCGCAACGCGGCGGCGCGCCGACUCAAGCUCGUUUUUUCCACUCGCACGGUCCCAUCUCGGCGGAUCAUCGGCGGACGACGGAUCGCUGUGGGGGUCGUCACCUGGUGUGAGGAGGAGGGGAAAUAACUGGAGGAGAAAUCGCCUCCCAGCGAAGAGGAGAGGGAGACGCGCAGGGAGGGCCAGCCUGGAGCUAGAGUAGAAGACACCUUGGAUGUCUGCACUGGCACACGCAGGGAGGGGAAACAGGCCUCCGCUGGCUUUGAGCUAAAACAAUGGAGGCUGCGCGAACACUGGCUUCCACGCAGUGCGUUUUGAAUGCAAAGACGCAAAGGUUUCAUCUGGAUUAGUCCAGACUAAGAGGAGCCUUGUGCCAUGCGCCACACUGUGUACAGUCAAGUGCUCAUUAAGACGAGUCGUGAAGCAGACCACCUUCCUAUUCCCAUCUCCAGGUAUUGGGAUCCAUCUCCCCGGACACGUCUGUGUUCUCGCUCCGUCUACCACCACCAUUUAACUUCAUGUUGAGUCUUAAUAAAUCGCAGAGCACCAGAUAGAGUUGCCCUUCCCAUGUGGAGGAUAAUGGAACGGCUGUGGCUCUCUCUGCUGUUGCUGGCGGCAGCAUGUAGGGGACAGCCGUGUCCGAAGCGCUGCAUGUGCCAGAGCCUUUCCCCAUCGCUCGCCAUCCUCUGCUCCAAGACAGGCUUGCUCUUUGUUCCCGCCGCCAUCGACCGACGCACUGUGGAGCUGCGGCUUCAAGAGAACUUCAUCACAGCUGUCCGAAGAAAGGACUUUGCCAACAUGACCAGCCUGCUGCAUCUGACCCUGUCCAGAAACACCAUCAGCCAGAUCCUCCCAUCAGCCUUCAGCGACCUGCGGCGACUGAGAGCACUCCAUCUAGACUCUAAUAGGUUAACUGUAAUUAAGGAUGACCACUUCAAAGGUCUGACCAACCUCCGCCACCUUAUCCUGGCCAAUAACCAGCUCCACUCCAUAUCUCCUCAUGCGUUUGAUGACUUCCUAUCCACACUAGAGGAUCUAGACCUCAGUUACAACAACCUUGCGGAGGUGCCCUGGGACACAAUCGGGCGCCUUACCAACGUCAACACCCUAAACAUGGACCACAACCUCAUAGAAAAUGUUCCUCAAGGGGUUUUCACAAAUCUACACAAAUUAGCAAGGCUAGAUAUGACGUCCAACAACUUGAAGAAAAUUCCCCCAGACCCGCUGUUCUUGAGAAUCCCAGUUUAUGCCAGAUCCAAAGGCUCGCCGCUCUCCUCUCUGGUGUUGAGCUUUGGAGGCAAUCCACUACACUGCAACUGUGAACUGCUUUGGUUGAGGAGACUAACAAGAGAAGACGACCUGGAGACAUGCGCCUCCCCGCCCGACCUCAGCGCCAAGUACUUCUGGACAAUACCUGAAGAGGAGUUUAUUUGCGACCCACCGGUGCUGACACGCAAAUCGCCUCAUACUAUGGCUAUGGAGGGGCAGCCUGCCAGCCUAAAGUGCAAAGCCAACGGUGACCCAGAACCCGAGGUGCACUGGAUCAGCCCAGAAGGAAGACUUAUAUCUAAUGGCUCCAGGACUUUAGUUUUCCCCAAUGGAAGCCUGGAAAUCAAUGUCACGUCCCUGAAGGAUUCAGGAAACUUUACCUGCAUUGCCUCCAAUGCAGCGGGUGAAUCCACAGGGAGGGUGGAGCUGGUGGUCACGCCGAUGCCCCACCUGGCGAACAGCACAAGCCGGAGUCGAGACCAGUCCUCUGAACCCGCCCCCUCUGACAUCCUAACCUCCAAGGUCGCAUUGCCAAACAACGAGACGAGGGGGGCUGAGCGGAGGGUCUCAUUGGUGGAGCUGACAGGAAACUCGGCCCUCAUCAGAUGGAGCAGUCAAACGCCUACAACUGGAGUCAGGAUGUUCCAGGUCCAGUACAACAGCUCCGGGGACGACACACUAGUGUACAGAAUGAUUCCAUCGAGCAGCAACGACUUCCUUGUUCGAGACCUUGCACCUGGACGCAGCUAUGACCUGUGCGUUUUGGCCGUGUUUGAUGAUGUCAUCACGUCACUAACUGCAACACGGCCUUUGGGAUGUCUGUCAUUCACCACAGACACAGAAUUCAGCCAAUGUCAGGCCUUGCACAGCCACUUCCUAGGUGGCACGAUGAUCAUCAUCAUUGGAGGGAUUAUCGUUGCUUCAGUGUUGGUUUUCAUCAUCAUCUUAAUGAUACGAUACAAGGUUUACAGCCACCAAGGGGCCGGCCACGGAAAAGCAGCUAUAGCUGCUGCUGCUCCAAGACCACAAAGCAAUGGACAAGGAGGCAGCGGACAGGUCCAAGUCCUUCCACACUCUGCCUCAAAAAUCGCGGACAGUCAGGACGAACAAGCUUUAGCACCGUCCAGGGCCAUGUCGCCUAGCAACACCCUAAGAGACACUGUGGCAUUGGUCGAGGAGGACAGUAGUGGACGGAGCAUUAUGGCAAGAACUGACUCUUCGGCCAAUGAGGAGUUGCUCUCACCCACCAAGGCCCACUUUUCCUCCAGGGUUGCCAUUGAGAUGAAAAGCAGGCCACCAUCUGUCGCCAAAGAGCCCACGUCCCCUAAGGAACUGGCAGAAAAUUGCAAGAUGAUGGAGGCAACCAAAUGCCUGCAGUGUCUGUGCACUGAGGGGACAAAUGCAUUUCUCUGGGUGGUUUUCUAGAGGAGGGGGAUUUGAAAAGGCCAUGCAGGAUCACCCAUCACACCACAAGUUACAUUGUUCAGGUUAGUGUUACUUGUGUCUUCUCCAUUAGACUGCUACAAACGCUAAGACUUUGAGCACUUGGAGAAAACGUGUCUGCCAUUAGGAAUGACACAAGCAGAGCCCUGAAAUGUAAAACCAGGAUUGUUACUUCAGCACAAAGGAAAGGCAAUUGAAGGUUGGCAGAGACUCAACACAAGGCUGAAAGAAUCCCUAGACCCUCAUUUCCCCUUCAUAAAAUAAUAAAACAAAUGUCAGGUAAUUCAGGGGAAGUUAAAGGUUUGGAAAUGUUUUUACUCUGGACAAAGACUGGAUGAGUCAUUUCACUUUUAACAUUUGUGGAACAUCAGUAUAAAAGGUGAAUCGCACAGUGCAAAAGAUCCUUCAAAGCCUCCUUACGUACACAGCAUAAAAGCAACAACCACUGCACAUGAAUUAGGUCAAAAAAAAACAUUUUGACCACUGCAGGCUCUCAUCAUAAACUUAAUUCUGCAUUAUACUAGAGCACACAGUGUGUGUCAAUGUUUGCACAGCUGUAUACACUCCAACUGUACUCCCCAGGGUGCGCUCUGUAAAUAACCAAGCCACUUGAUUUAGAUUUAAGAGUGUAAUCAAUCCCCUCCAGGUGUAGCAAUCCGACGAAGACAUAAUUUAGCAGGAACAUGCUAUAAAUACCACACAAGCCAAGUGAUACAAUCACAACUGUUAUUAAUGCAUGUGCUCUGCCAGGAGAUAAGACUGUGGUGGCAGACCAAGCAAUCAGGCAUGAGCACUAAAAGCAGGCAGCUGGAGGUAGGAGACACACAAGUUAGGAAGAACUACACACAGUCAGCAAAGGCCACAAGCAGCAAAUAAAUUAAAGGAAUGCUUUUAGCAAACUUCUUCACCGUCAUUAAAAAGAAGUUUAAGAGACACAAAGAAACGAAGCACAGGAAAGCAGAAAACGGCAAUAAACUCACACCAAAGGGAAGCUGUCUGACCUUGACUGGUGGAAAAGAUGCCUCUCACACCUAGAAAUAAGAAAACUCUAGUCUGUGCUCAUUUCUAAAAGACUAGACUACUACCCCAAAGCACGACAUUACAUCUGGCUCACAUGACAUGACUGAACAUCCAGUUUUGUCCCCAAUGCCAUAAGCAAAACCUGACGUUCCUGAACGCUCAUGAUCAAAGUGAAGUUGAGUAAAGACAUGUAACGGUAUUGAGAAAUUCCAGCUGUUUUAGAAAAUAAACCUCAUCAUCUCUAACAGGCAGGCGAGGAACCAAGGUGUCGAACAAAUGCAAAAUGGGAAAAAUGCAGUAUUUAUUGAGCAUUAUUGAGAAACUAGUGGAUAUUUAUCUAUAAGAUAAGUGAAAGGGGAGUGAAAGCACCAAGUAGUACAAUUAUUAUAAUACAUAGCUUCAUAAACAUGUAACACAGAAAACUGCUGCUAUAAAAAGGUAUUAAACCCUCCAAUGACUUCAUGCACAUGUUCAUAAAGAUCACUUGAAACACUCAAUAGUGACAUAAUAAUAUGAAUCCACAGGAGCUCAUGACUUCUGAGCCCUUUCUGGUGCUCUUCUCCUUUAACGCUAAUCCACUUACAGAAAAUGCGAGUUUCAUUAGAUUGAAAAAAUGGGGACAGUGUUUCACAAGUGGUUUAAACAGCUGAGUCGAAGCACUUUGUCAGCAGCAGAUAUGCCAUUCAGCCGGCCUCUCUGAAGAGGUUUAAAUAGAUGUCAGUGAGCCCUCGGUUCAUACCGGAGAGGAGGUGGGAGAUCAGCUGUAGCUGUAGAGAGUUCAGGGAAAGUCUUCACCUUCAUGAACUCCUCUGCAUCAGUGUCAGAGCGCUCUGAUUAUUAGUGUGGCUUUAUCUAAUAGACACUGUGCUUAAGCAAGCUGUUUCUGCCUAGUUUGUGUUCAGAGAGCUUGAUGAACACUUUUGAGUUAGAACAGCGAAGGCCUUGAGUUUUGGAUGGAACUUGUUUGAAUCUUUGAGGUGCCUCCGUACACAUAGCAAACGUUUCCUCUACAGGCCUAAUUAACAGAUCUAACCUCAUGUCAGCCCCGACUUACUGAAGUGUGUCAGUCAAAGGAGCCUCUAUCCCAGAACACAACAAGGCAGACAGAGCAAUUAUCAUAGUUUUUAUUUCCAAGCUGUACCCAGGGAGAAAACUUUGCGCUGGCCUUUGCUUUCACGCUUUGAUUCCAGGAUUGCUGGCACUUUGAGGGCAACCUACAAUGAGGGAUAAUACCCAUGUGUUUGUUCAGAGGCUGUUGGGCUUCCUCUGCAUGUACUGUAGCUGUGUCUGAUGUGUUUCACUGGUUGCUGCAUUGCAGAGAAAGGCAACAUUGAUCUGAUCAGAGCGUGCACCGCUGUGAGUCAGUGCGCCUGAAGAACAGAGCGACUGACAGAUACGCAGACAGACCCCAUUAAAGGCCGCUGGUUCUCAAAAACGUGACCCUACAUCCAAAAAUAGCCACAUUGUGCUUAAAAAUGUUCCCUUUCUUUGGCUCAAGCAAUUAUAAUCCCAUCUCAACCAAACGUACUAUGACUUUCCACUUUCCAGUUCGGAAUUCCUUAACUUUAUCGGUCGUAUUAUAGCUGUUCGUCUUUUCAGUACCGUCACACCAGCAAUCGGUCGAGGUUUGAGUUGAGAGGAGGCAUCUGGAAAGCAAAUAAUUAUACAGCAUAAAGAUCAAAGAGCUCCCUCUGUUCCUUAAUUAGAGGAAAAUACUGCAAGUCACUGAUAGAAGAUAACAUGCUGUCACUAGUAUCACCCUGAAGCUCCAGAUUUAGCAGCAUGGGGAUGGUGCAGGUGGAUUCGGCUUUAGAAGGAACUACUUCAGGUGAAUUAACAGAUAUUACGGUAUAUAUCUAAAACAAGCAUGUCAAGCAAUGUACCAGUACAAAACACCAAAUAGCUACCAUUUUGAGGACUUGAAGGAUCUCACAGUACAAUCAAGGUGUAUUCCUACAGUAUGUAUUUUAUGUGCUCGUAAGCUCAGGGUCAGAUUUUAAAUCCCUGCAGGCCAGUGCAUGUAUUCACUUUGUCGUUUACAAGUCUAAACUGCCUUCAGCCAAUGGAAAUGACGCCACAGCACCGGCAAAUGGAGGGACACAGCAGAGUUUAACAAGGAUGUUUCAGAGUGUGUGAAGUGCAAGUGUUCGUUCUCCCCGUAGCCCAUCCGUGACCCUGUAGCCUGUCUGUCCUCUGUGUGUUUUAAUCUAUCAUCACUCCUUUCAGUGUCCUCCCAUAUGCCUGGCCUCAUUCUUCACCGCCGUCUGUCUCUCUGGAUCCAUCUCUGGGAAUCUGGCUCUCCCGUCUCAUCUCUUUUUUUCCCUGUUCAUUCUGUAGUAGCCGCUCUCUGUCUUGACUCUUGACUGUCUUUUUCUAUGCUGUUUAGCUGUAUCCCUUUCAUUUUUCUCUGUUUCUCUGUCACCACUUCUGUCUCUUUCUGUCUCGGAUGCCUUCAGCAGCAGAUGACAGGCGUCCUCGUAAUGUCGAAUGGAGAGACUUUAAGAUUUGAAGGUGUCUUGGCCUCACAAAGAGAUCGCGCCAACACUACACCCAAAGAGUAAUGAAUGAAACUUGAAUACUACUGUAUUGGGUUUUGCCCCUAUAGUCUUUCCCACAGUUUCUCCCGAGUCAGUGAUUCUCACCCAUCUGUCCCUGAUAUAGCAUGCUGCAGACUGACCCUUGCUUCUUUUUUUCUCUCUAUUUGCUUUUACCAGUUUUGCUGUUACAAACACAGAAUAACACUGAAUCUGUUACCUUUUCCCUGGCGUUUGAAAUACCUCUCUGACAAUAUUACCGAUUUAUCUUUUAUCUUUAUGCUCUCCUAUGAAUAACUGAUGAUCUUUAGAUAUUACACAUUUCACAGCAUCCCAACUGUUUGGGAAGUAACUUGUGAUAAGUGAACUGAACUGUAAUUCAGAUUCUUGUUACCUUUUGCAGGCUCUCACCAGUUUCCUGGUGCUGAUAUGCUGUUAAUUGCCUAUUUUUUUCUUCAUCUGCCUUCACCCCUUUCUUUUUUUGUUCCUAUUGCUUGAUUCUCCUAAUUGUAUCCCUUUUCAAUAUUGUGCUUUUUUCCUUCACCCCAUCUUUUUGUGCUGGCACAUCCUUUUUCCUCUACUGCUGCGUUUGCAUAUGCUGCUUCUUUCCUCUAUUACCCCUCCUUUGCCUGUCGUCAAUUUAUAACACCUUUGUCUGUCUCGUUAUGUUUAAUGUCCUUUCUAUCCAUCUCCUUAACACUCACUCCGCAUUAUCGUCUUCACCUACCGCCUUCUCCUCUCCACCCUCCUAUCUCCUUCAUUCAUCCACACAGUAGGAACAGUAAUGGAGGAGACCAGAGUGAGGGGAUGAUGGAAAAGGGGAUAGUGCAGGUGUAAUGUGGCUGUGAUAGAUGAAUGCAGACCAAAGCAUUAUAAAAGGACUGUGCUUCAUUCUGAUACUGACACAAUAAGCACCAGCUGCACAAUAAUCCUCCUGGCAACAUACAAGUUACAAAUAAAAGGCAUUGCAAUUCAUUUUAAAAGCAAACUAAAUGUAAACUUACUAAAAAUAAAUGAAUGACAACACCCAACGAAGCAGACUACAAGAUACAGACUCUACUAGAUGAGUCUGUUUGUUUUCUCAGUGGAGAGAAUGACAUUUGAACCUUUGAAACACUACAUGCUGCUAAAAGACACUAAACAUGAAGCAUAAAGGCACUUUUAACAUGUAAUUAGCAGAAUACUCUAGUUUGUUAGUUGCAGACGACAAGUGCAGAAUUGUGUCUCAUGUUUUGAGUUUUCUUGUGUUUUUUUGUGUUUUUCUGAAGUUUGUCUCAAACUGGUUCAUAACCUGAAUCUUUUUCCUGAUACUGUGUGUGUGAUGUGUAUGUCCUUUUCCCCUUUAACCUAAUACACAGAUUUCUUCUAUUUUUAAACUGGUGUUCCUGGUGUCCUGCUUUCCAGAGCCCUGAUGAUGUUCUGAGUGGAGGAUAUGGAGAAUGAAUAUCACCACCAGGACCAAGCUGGUGAACAUUGUGAAGAACAAAGGCCCUAGAAGCUCUUCUCCCUGUAUCUCCAGCUUACUGUACCCAUUACUUUGUCUCCAUAAAUAUCAUGGGGUCCUCCACCUAUACUAUCUAGUUUAGUUUACACAGCUUAUCCUGGUUCUCAUGUUUGCACUGGACAAUAAAGUGCAUCAAGUCUGAGUGGCUGCAGGUUGAUCAGCUGCUGAAGGAUCCAGCUGCUAGGAUCAUCCACAGUAAAUCACUUUUAAAGGGAACAGCACUCAUCACAUUUGGAUUUUCACCUUUGAAAUAAGUACCAGUGUGGUGGUUAAAAAAAGCAAGGAAAAGAUCUGUGGAUGUUGAAAAAAAAGGAUAUAUUUAAUUUAAUGCGAUUCAUUUACAAAAAAAUAAUACUGGAAACGAACUUAAAACAAAAAAGGCUUGUGAAGGAAAAAUGACUGCAUAGAUAAUCACACUCAACAAGGAUUUACAGUAUGAUAGACCACACGACAAAAAGCAUCUGAACGGGUCCAACGUUGGAUAUGAACUCUGGUGAACUACAACUAAACAUGGUGGCCUCUCACGUCUCCCUCGUUACUCAUCCUUGUGGAAUAAUGCACCUCUGCUAAACUGAACUGAGACUAACUAGCUGUUAGCUGGUCUGAAGUGGCUCUGGAUUCCAACCUUGACUGGACCUUAGUCUUUCCUCAUCAGGUUUGUCUCUGGAGAGCACACCUGAAGUGAAACUGUUUGACUCAACUAAACUGCACAAUUCUGGAGCCAAUGGACCCUGAACUGGUAUUAUACUACAAUAUGGAUUCAAACUGUGCAGUCAGCUGAGCAGACUAAGAUGGACUAGAGAAGCGUGCAAUCCAUAGGUCUGGUCUAUGUAUGCUACUGCUAUGCUUCAAAUACUAAUUUUCCCUGGUCGGAACUAGUGAAGACCUUGAGGACCUGUUCCAGGCUCCCUCCCAUACUCUCCAGGCCCACUUAAACAGACCCAGCAAAGAGGUGGACAGUCCCAUAUCCGAAGUCAAGAAAGAUGAAUGGACCGACAUAAAAGGAACACGUCAGUUAAAUCAGUCAGAUUACAUCAGUUACUCCAUUUUUACACAAACAUGUGCAUUGUCAACAUUGUCACCGUCACCACUGGAUACGUUUACAGAUGAAGAGCUCUACAGAAAACUCUGUGAACCAAUCACACCACUUGUAUUGACAUCUUGGUUGUAAGUCCUCCAGGUUCUCUGCAUACAUAGCUUCAUUAUAAUGUGUUUAAGUUUACACAGUAUAACUGAUAACAAGUCACAUCGCACCCAAUAACCUGCUACUACAGCUACAGUUUAAAUAUUCAGAUUUCCCUUACUAAUCAUUUUGACUUCUUGACAGUGGAGGGAGUAUGUGCUACACAGACACCAUUCAUGUGUAGUAUGCAUAUUUGCACUCACGUUCCCCAGUGUCACCGUGGUCAGGAUGACUGGUCAGAGUCCUGCACAGACAUAAGUUGAUGCAAAGGAGAAUAGACAGAGAACUUCAGACCUUUUGACCCAUACACCCCCACCCCCACACACAAAAAAAAAAAAUCAGACGCACUUCAUCUUUACUUCUUCCCUCCUGUGUUUCCCACCUUUUGUUUGGGCUUUAUCUUUUGUAUGUGUACAUAAAGCAAUUUCAAAUCCUAUAGUUUUGUACAUGUAAUUUUUAUGGUGUGUGGAUAUUUUUUAAUAAAAUAAAGCUAAAUUGGA
Messenger RNA from Betta splendens (Siamese fighting fish), 10616 nucleotides. RefSeq names its product leucine-rich repeat and fibronectin type III domain-containing protein 1-like protein. The transcript has 14 exons. The record is from RefSeq and is a predicted model, not a curated record. Gene Ontology annotation, molecular function: protein binding. Bases 1731 to 3857 code for a protein of 708 amino acids. Lineage: Eukaryota; Metazoa; Chordata; Actinopteri; Anabantiformes; Osphronemidae.